Molecule: messenger RNA, 7295 nt
Organism: Argiope bruennichi
Lineage: Eukaryota; Metazoa; Arthropoda; Arachnida; Araneae; Araneidae
Exons: 10
Coding region: 509-2722 (737 amino acids)
Biological process (GO): protein dephosphorylation; negative regulation of MAPK cascade
Cellular component (GO): cytoplasm
Molecular function (GO): MAP kinase tyrosine/serine/threonine phosphatase activity; protein tyrosine/threonine phosphatase activity
Source: RefSeq, a predicted model, not a curated record
UCGAGCAUGAGUUAUACCAGAAAUUCUAAAUGUGUACCGAAAAUCCCUCAAGUAGUUGACAAGUUGUUGUGGUAAUUUUUGUUGUCGUAGGGACUUCAAGGUUAAUCAAUUCGAUUUUUCAAAUCCGUUAAAUCCUCUAUAGAUUUCGAACUUCAGUUUUUAAAAUUUUCAAUGAAAUACGGAGUUCGAUUUCAUGAGUAUAUCCUGAAUGACACAUCUGCUUGAUUGUCAGGGUGAAAUGUCUUAAAUGUCCUAUUGGUGAUGUCUAUUUUGCUACUGAUUCUUUAAGAAAUACAUUUCGUCAUCGGAGAUGUGGUCAAGACAUCCACAUCAACAUUGCUGGUUCCCCCACCCCCACCCCUCUCCAGGGAAGCACUAACUGGCAUACCAAGGCGUGCCAUUUUUUAUCCACAUACUUCUGGUUUCCCCUUUGAGGAAUGCGUGAUGUGAAUAAAUUUUUCUUAUAAGAUGGAUCUCUAAUAACGAAUUGCUAAUCUAUUCUGUUGCUAUGGCACAUAGCUUGAUGGUUUGUUCAGUUGAUGUUCACCAGCUCGCUGCAAUUGUUAGAAACCGAAUUGAUAAUGCUCUCAUAUUGGACAGUCGUUCCUUCCUAGAAUAUAAUGCAUCACAUGUUAUUAAUGCAAUCAAUGUUGGAUGUGCAAAACUUAUGAAAAGAAGAUUACAGCAAGAAAAGCUGUGUAUUGAAGAUUUUCUUGCCCAAAACUGCCAUUGGGACGUAGAUAGGAGUAUUGAUAUAAUUGUUUAUGAUCAGAAUACUCAAGAUGCUAAAUACCUGCCACCUGAUAGCUUCAUGGCUGUUUUUCUUCAAAAACUUUUACCUGUGUACCAUAGUGUGAACAUUUUAAAAGGUGGUUUUCUUGAGUUUCAAGCAACGUAUCCUGAAUUAUGUGAAGAUGAACGAACAAAGUAUGCACCAUUAACAUCUUUGUCCCAGCCUUGUCUACCUGUUUCAAAUCAUGGUCCUACAAGAAUUCUACCAUUUUUAUACCUUGGCUCUCAACAUGAUGCUCUCAGUAGAGAUGUUUUGCAGCACUACAAUAUCACUUAUCAACUUAAUGUCAGCACAAGCUGUCCUAAACCCGAUUUCAUUCAAGAUUCCCAUUUUAUGAGGAUACCUGUGAUCGAUAACUAUUGUGAAAAGUUGCUACCUCACUUUUCGAAAGCUUUUCAGUUUCUUGAUAAAGUGAAAGAAUCCAGUGGAUGUGUUCUUGUUCAUUGCCUUGCGGGAAUAUCAAGAUCUGCUACUGUUGCCAUAGCAUAUGUUAUGAGAACUUUAAAAAUGACAUCAGAUGAAGCAUACAGGUAUGUAAAGUCAAAGAGAGUGACUAUAUCUCCCAACUUCAAUUUCCUAGGACAGCUACUGGAAUAUGAAAAACAGUUACAGAGGGAGCAUAUUCUAGAUUUGAAAUCUGAAUCAUCUUCAACACCAUUAUUUAAUACUUCUAGUCCACUCAAUGAACCAACUUAUCAUAGAAACUCUGUUGAUUCUGGAAAAAGGGAAGAUACCAGUCAGUUUUCCCAGAAAUCACUGUCAGAUGGUCACUGCGUAGAAUAUUCCAAUUUCACUGUCAGCAAAUCUUACAGGGAAGUUUCUUCUAAGUGCCAUCGGUUAAAUAAAGAGUGCAGCAUGCCGUUUGAUCCAUGCAUUACUGAAAAAAUAGAGACUUAUUGCAUUCCGGACAGACAGGCUUCCUUAAAUAUUAAAUGUCUCCCUGUGUCUAGUUUAAAAGAACUUAAUUUCACACCUUGUCAGACCUCUUUCAAAUCAUCCCAAAGCUGUAAAGAUGAGAAGAACUUGAAAAAUUCUAAAACUAUCAGUUGUGUGAUUUCCCCUACAAAGACUAUUACAAUGAACUUCUCGAGUGUUAAAAGAGUCGAUAAGAAAAUCGAGACUUUAUGUACUGAAAUCCACCUGCCCGAUUGCAAGAUUGAAACAGGACGUGGUGUAUGCUAUUCAGAUUAUUCUACUCCAACUGAUCUGAAGUCAUUUGAAUUUGAUGAUAAAUCGUAUAAUCGAUCAGAUUCGGUGAGUACAUCUGGAAUAGGCAGUGAAGGAUCAGAUUAUGCAGAUAGUUGGAAUGAUUUUACUAGCUCCUGUGAGCGUGAGACAGAUAUACUAAUGGAUGAUGAAUACCCUUCUGUGCCAUUAGGAGAUGAUGAAUUACACAGGAGUAAGAUAAUGAGUUUUGAUGAUUCUUUGUCAUUGUAUCCAAAAUAUGAGCCUCAAUAUGAUUCUUGUCAUAUGAAGCGACAGGGAUCAACAGAUUAUUCACAAACUGUUCCAAGUGAACAGCAUGCCAAAAAGUACAAUAUGAAAUAUGAAGAUUUAUUAAAGUAUUCUGGUUUAGGUCAGAGUAAUCUGCCUUCAAUAACUAAUACAGAUGACCUUGGAAAAGCCCACUUGCUCUACAGGGCACAGUCCUGUCCGGGAAUGCUGAGUUCCGAGUCUUCAGCUUCAGAUGAUUCGGAAGGCUGGACCUUCAACAAUGGCGUGAAGCUAAGGAACUCUAGACCUGCAAAGGACAAGUGUCGAAACCGUUACAGCUGCAGUAACAUUGACUAUAUGGAUUAUUCACUCAACACAAAUUUAUCUCAUGAGUCUUGUCCUGAUGCCUUGCAUUUGUCUGCCGGAGGAACAGAAGGCUCGAAAAUAUCAUCUUCUCAUUGUAAUUAUCGCCAUAGCAUGAUACAGGUAUCAUGAAUCAUUCCUUUUUAAGAGUUCCUUAAACUAUAAAGAAAAUCUUUCUAGAUUUGUAGAAAAUAACACACACAAUUUUAAACAAUGCAGCUCUUGCACCAUGAUCUUUUGAAAAGCUUAACAUUGCCAGCAAAGUGUGUGAAAAGUUUUAUUUUUUAUCAUUUUUGAGCUUUGAAAAUCCUUCAUUGAUUUUAUUGAAUAUGUGGCAUUACAUUUGAGAAAUAUUUAGAGAUGCUUUUUCUUAUUAACUUAUUAUAUGCUUAAUCUUCAUAUCUUGUGGUGCAUUUGAGAAAAACAUUUCACUCAAGUGCCUGGCUGAUUCAGGCUUCAGCAAUUUUUAGUAUAACACAUUUAAAUAUAGUAAAGCACUUAAUUUAUACUUGCUUAAAGGGACCAUUUAUAUCACACUCCUGUCUCAGCACUUGUUAAAGUAUUUUUGAAAAAAUAUACAUCAUUUUAAUUUUUAUGGCACUCGCUUUUAGAAUUGGUAGAGGAAAGAGGAUAUUAAUAUUUAAUGUUGUCAGUGUAAACCAGUGAGUUCCCAAAAUAGGAGAGACUCCUGAAAUGAUAGAAUUUGUAAGGAUUAAAAAUGGAAAGAAUUGCAGUCAUGAAUUUUUUUAAAAAUUAAUCAGAUGAAUGUAUUAAAACAUACUUUUAAAUUUUGAACAAAUUCUCACUCAUGUUUAUAAUUUCAUUGGUUUGAAGAAUUUAAAUGAUUUUUCAAACUAAUUUGAAUUAUUACUAUAGAAUAUAUACAUUUUGUAUGUUGAAAUUAUAUGGGGGCGGACAGCAUAAAAAAUUUGGAAAAAUUCAUAUUUUUAUUGACAUUGGCUGUAAGUUUAAAGUGGUUGCAAUUUUAUUGAAAAUUUGUCUUGCAAGAGAAACAUGAACUGCAAUGGGAACUUUGAUUUAUUUAGCCAAAACCUAGUUUAAAAGAACGUUUAGGGAUAUUGUUUGUCUAGCUGGUUUGAAGCUGAGUGGAAUGUGUUUUAUCAAUCAUGUUAUUGUUUUUUAACUACUACUUAAAAUGCAUCAGAUGGUACUUUUUAAAAUAAUCACUUUAUUUGGAGAUACUCUAUCAAGCAUUGAUAUUCAUCCUUUAGAUCUUACUUUGUACUUCAUUUAAUCUGAAACUCAUAACUUCUAAAAAUUAAUUUUAUACUCACUGUUUGAAAUCACUAUUGUUAAAUGUGGAUUAUAGAGUGCUUUAAGACAGCACAAGUUACUAAAAUAUUUAUUAUUUUAUUUCGAAAAUGUCUCCUCUAUUUGAAAUCACAUUAUACUGAUUAUUUAUGUUGAUAAAUAUCUAUAAAACUUUUUUCAUAUUUGAGUUACUUUCUCUGUAUAUAGAAAUAUAUUAAGUACGUUGUUAUUUUAUUAUUAAUAUAAAAAUAGUUUAAAAGGAUUCAAUUGAUUCCUUUAAUUAAUUGUUCCUUGGCAACUUGUAAAAUGUUAAUAUUUUGUUAUUUCUUGGGGGGUAAAGAAAGAUAUCGUAUGGGGUACAGAUAUUUUAGUACAAAUAAUUAAAUUAUUUCUGUUAUGGUUGUUGAAAAUAAGGUUUGAAUAACUAAACUUCCUUUGUGUAUUUCCUUUUUUAUUGCAUAUGGAUAUAAAAUACAAUGUUAAGAAAAAGGAUUGUCGUUUCAGAUUUACUGAACAAGGCAAGGUUUUUAACUCCUUGUCCUGCAUAUUGUUAUUAUGGAAAAGGAAUUUAAAAUUUUUAUUUAUUUCAAAUGUUUAACAAUAGAUUAAUCACCUUAGUGAAUAAGUUUGCCCUUUAUAUAUCCUGAUUAUUGUUAAGUUUAAAAUAUGCAGUUAGUCUUAUAUAUUCUGCUGUGAAAAUUCGUGAAGAGUUCUUCUAAUAUUAGGAAAUAUAAUGAUGGUCUGUUGAAAUUAUUUUGAUUGUUUUAUAAAAUUGUUAUUAUAUUUUUAUAGAUGCAAACAUUUUAUCCUUUUCCAUGUUACUUAUGCAAUAGUAAUUAUUAUUAUUAUUUGCUUGAAAAUUCUUUGCUAUCUGAUUAUUGCAGAAUUCUUUUUAUCACUUAACAUGCCAAUCUAAAUUUUCUUUGUGGCUAGACUUGACUCUGUUGAACAAAUUAAGGUUUUAAAAAUUACAAGCUUAUUAUUAGAAGUUGUUUCUAUAACUAAGUGUUUUGAACAUUAAAAUUAACUUCAAAGUUAUUUUGGAAUUUGUGAUGUAAUCCCUUGUUUAUCAUCUAUGCAGAAUUGUAUUUAAUUGUAUUUGCCAAAUGAUUUUCUUUGAAUCAAGUAUUUUCUUUUCUUUCAUAUUUAAAUUUAUGUUGAUGUGAUCAAUAUAACAUCUCUUUAAUUUCUGAGUUGUUGGGUCUUUGUUUAUUAAGUAUUUUUAUUCUUUAGUGCUGAAAUUAAUUUCCUUAAUUGAGAGGAAAACAAAAUUAUCAAGGAACUUAAAUGUUUUGCUGUUGUAUUGUUUUGUUAAUUGUCCUCUAGUUGAAUUUCAUGAUGAAAAAUAAGAGCUGGUCUCUGUUUAAUUUCAUUUCCACAAAGGUAUCUUCUAGAAUCUAGGAGAAUUCGAAUUUCAAGUACAAUCUUUGUUGUCAAAUUUAUAUAUGAGUGCAAUGGAUGAUGUUUAUUGUGCAAAGAAAUAUUUCAGGUAUUCAAAUUGUUGUGCGGUAUGUUGUGCUUUUUCAUUAGUUAAAAACAAAAACAGUUUUGUGAAUGGCUUGUUAUAUUCUUUGUGAUAGAGUAAUAGAAUGUUAAGUGAAGGUUUCACAAGACAUAAUUGCAGUUCACUUCUAAAGGCAGGUUUUAUUUCAGAAAUAAAGGGGUAUUCAAGAAUUAUAUAUUGAAUACAUGUUCAUGUUUGUAAAAUAUUAAUUGAGGCAUUAUUGUAAGAACAUUCAUGUAAAUAUAUUAUAAUGUACUGGAAUGUUUGAUUCUCAUUAUUUUAGUUUUUGAGUAUGAAAAUGUUAGUACUAUUAUAGAGUUGAUAUAAGCUAAGUUUUAUAUUAGUUUAAGUGUUAUUAUAGAUAUUUUAUGCUGAUAUUCCGUAAAUAUUAAUGUUUGUGCUGUUUUCAUUCAUGCCUAUUCAACUUUUUUUUUUUUUCAUUUAAGAAAAGAGAAUUUAUCUAACUUUUUGCAGAUCCUUUUUCAUUUAUGUUGAUUAGCGUAAUAGUAGUACUUCUCUUCUGUACUCUGUUCAGUAAAUUUAUAAGUUGGAGCUAUACCAUUUUGUUACCUUGCUGUGCAAAAAUUCCGGUGUGAUUUAUUUAGAUAGUUUAAUUUUUAAUAUUCGAAUUAAAUGAGGAUAAUUAGAUAUCCUUAUAUUUUGAUAGUUAAGCAUACCAUUGUUUGCUUUAUUACUGAUAUGUGUACAUAUGUGCAUGAUUUAAUUUUGUUCAUUUUUCCUCUUUUGUUAAUUAAUAUUAUGUUUAGAAAAAUUUUGACUUUUAAAGCAAACAAGCUUCUUUUUUUUUUUACAAUGUAAUUUAAAGAAUUUUUUAUGAAAAAUUUAUUAGAAAGUUUACGUGCAUUUUUGUUUACUUUGGUGUUAAAUAUCAAAAUUAGGUAAUAGCAAUUUUGGCUCUUGGAAGGUUAAUAAUGGGAAGAAUUAAUGUUCUAUUGUUCUGAAGAAUGUUUUUUAAUUUUUAGGCUCUACAAAAAAUAAUGAACAAUCCCAAAAUUCUGUUUCUUGAAGGUACUUCUUAAAAUCACACAUUGUGGGGGAAAAUGUCUCAUGCUAUUAAUCUUUCUAAAACAAUCCUUAUAUAUAUAUAUAUAUAUUAAUUUUAAUAAAUUUACAUUUUGAUGAGUAUCGUAGAAGUGAGUGAAUUUCAAUUAAAGCUUAUUUGUUCAAUUGCACUUCUGUCAUACUGAGCAUGAGAUAGUUUCUCACUGAACGUUUUCUUUAACUCUUGUUAUUUUGGUAUAUGAAUUGGUUUAAAAUGUUUUUUUGCUUGUAAUUAUGUUGUACUGAUAGCACUUUUUGUCAUUUGUGUCUUACAGAAAAUAUUUUUUAUUUUCUGUAUUAAUGAAUUAAAAUAAUACUUUCAGAAAACAUUAUAUUUAAAUAUUUUACAGAAAACUGUGUUCUACAGCGUAUGUUGGAUUUUUCUUGUAUAUAUAUAUGUAUUACUCAGCAUUUUUUAUAAAACUUUCUUGUUCACCCUGCAUUACUUUUGCUAUUUACUGAACAGAAAGCUGCAAAAUUCAUCCCUAUAUUUAAAUGCGAAUAUUUUUUUCAUACUAUAGAAUCUAAGCUAUUUCAUAUUAUUUAAACUGAAAAAGUUUGAAAAAAUUUUGCCCACUGACAAAAAAAAAAAAAGGGUGAAAAUUGAAUACUGUCUCAUUCCAGUACAUUGUUUAAAAUUAAAAGUUAAAUUUUUUCAAAGAUUUUGAAUGAAUAAAAAUUGCACCUUGUCUUGUGGAAUGUGAAUUAUGUAUUGAGAGAAUUUCUGGUUUAUUUGCUUAAGUGGAAUUAGUAUUUAUUGGUAUGAAUGAUACAUAUCUUCAAACUGCUUUUUAAGCAUUUGUUGUUGGACACUUGCUUAUCAUGAAUAAGUCUUAGAUUUAUUCUAUUGUGAAAUAAAAACUUGUA